ACCAAAUUAGUAGUUUUCUUCAUUAGUUUUUAAGAUAUGAUAUUAAAAUGAAAUGUAAAAAAUCCAGGAUGACCUGCUUUGAUUGUUCCGAAUUUGGAGCGCUUCGUGAUGAGUUUUACAGGGUGCCUCAGCACCAAAGAGCAGUUUCCUGACUGGGACAUUGGCGGGCAGCCUCCUGAGGGACAUGAGGACAAGACCUGCUGGGAUUGGCAACGUCAAUGCCGACUGGAUGGGUUUACUUCCCUCCAAACUCAGUGCCAUGCCUCUGAAGUACCUCGCUGUGCCAGGUUCUCAUGACUCCUUCACUUUCUGGGUGGAUGUCCAUGCACCUGUCGGCCCUGAUCAGAAGACCUAUGUGAAGUACUUGGUCACCAUGUUCAGUGUGUUAGCCAAGAAAUUCAUGGUGAAGUGGUCAAUGACACAGAAUCUGACGUUUAGAGAGCAGUUAGAUGCAGGAAUCCGUUACUUUGACCUCAGAGUAUCUUCUAAACCCUGUGAAGCUGGAAAUGAGAUCUAUUUCAUCCAUGGCCUCUUUGGACACAAGGUGAGGGACGGCCUGUUAGAAAUUAACUCCUUCUUAUGCAGACACAAAAAAGAGGUUGUGUUUUUAGACUUCAAUCAUUACUAUGCAAUGGAUUCAGAGCACCACGUGUACCUCAUCGAAAUGCUGCAGGAAGUGUUUGGCAGUAAGCUGUGCAGCGACUGUGCAGUGGAGAACAUCACUCUGAACUACCUCUGGGAGAAGAAAUACCAGGUUAUUGUUUUCUACCACCAUCCUUCAGCACAAGGUAUCCCUGUCAUGUGGCCUGGCAAUAAAAUCCCUGCUCCUUGGGCAAACACCACUGAGCCAAACAAGCUUAUACAGUUCCUGGAAACUACUUUAAAAGAAAGAAAGAAACAGGGAUCCUUCCAUGUCACCCAGGCCAUCCUCACUCCUACAGUCAACACUGUGGCCAAGGGUUUGGUCUGGGGGCUACGCGAUUACCUGGUAGAAAGAAACCUGCCAAUCAUAAUGUCCUGGGUUCAGACUCAACGACCAGGGGUGGACGGAGUCAACAUCAUUACCUCUGACUUUGUGGAGCUCACUGACUUUGCCAACAUUGUAAUUAAACUAAACAACCUGCUGCUUUCAGAGUCGGAACACAAAGCGAGAUGACACACGUCCUAGUUUGAAUGGCGCUCUUAUGGUUUGGUUUACUGCUUCAAUAACAUUGCAUCAAAGGGGGAAGCAACGUUAUUGAUUUUAAGUAGGAUUUUCAUAUUUUUUGCUGGUAACUUUUCUGCUGAUUGCAGAGAUUUAGACUUUCUAAUUAAAUGACUAAACAUAAAAUGCCAGUGUUUAAUGACAUUUUAAGCCUUUUGAUAUUCCCAGAACUCUUCAAUAUUUUUUGCAGACAAGUCUUUUAGCCCAUGUGUUUCAAAUACAGCAAAAAGGAUUUUAGAAAGCUUAUGGAAAGAAGAGAGCAAACCAAAAGAAAAGUAAAUUCUCUAUUUUCAAAAUGCACCAUAUAUUGCUGCAAUGAAAAGUAACUGUAACACACAUCCUCCAUUUUGAUGUAUACUCUAGCAUUUAUCCGGGGUGUAAUAACUAUAGAAUAGUAAAAGGAAAAAAUUAUCUGUGUUACCUAUCAUAAAUGUAACUAAGGUAUAUGAAUUAAACAGGCACAUUGGCAGAGAAUUUAUAUAUUCAAAAUUUUAAGGUUUUGAUAAAAUAAAUUACAAGCUUUUCUUGUAUUUGGUAUUAAUACAAAUUAGUCCAUGCAAGAUUCUCGAAAUAUGUUUAGCUAGCCUUAAGGGAAUCAAAGCCCCCAAGAGCCUCCACCUACCAUGUUUUCUUCAACAAAGAGUUAAGUAAAAAGAUAAACAACUCUGUGUAAAAAAUAAAUCUUCCACUUGCAGCAACAGUCAUUAUAAGUAAAGUCACAUCAUACUGGUGCAAACUGGCCACUCGCUUUAUUCUUUUAUGAAAAUGUUUCCCUCAAGCUAGAACAUCCAUCUUUAUGUCCAUCCGUGCAUCUAUC
Cyprinodon tularosa is the source of this 2021-nucleotide messenger RNA. RefSeq names its product phosphatidylinositol-specific phospholipase C, X domain containing 2 (gene plcxd2). The transcript is spliced from 8 exons. Gene Ontology annotation, molecular function: phosphoric diester hydrolase activity. Gene Ontology annotation, biological process: lipid metabolic process. The record is from RefSeq and is a predicted model, not a curated record. Bases 185 to 1156 code for a protein of 323 amino acids. Lineage: Eukaryota; Metazoa; Chordata; Actinopteri; Cyprinodontiformes; Cyprinodontidae.